Messenger RNA from Setaria italica (foxtail millet), 661 nucleotides. RefSeq lists its product as uncharacterized. The record is from RefSeq and is a predicted model, not a curated record. The transcript is spliced from 2 exons. NCBI's taxonomy places the organism in Eukaryota, Viridiplantae, Streptophyta, Magnoliopsida, Poales, Poaceae. The coding region runs from base 101 to 511 and encodes 136 amino acids.
GCUCCCCGUGGUGCUAUGCAAAACACAAACAACCUGCCUUGCUAGCCUGCCCCUCUUCCUUCCAUUCUCACCAAACCGAAAAACCACAGAGGCACAGACCAUGGCUCAUCAUCUCCGUGUCUCGAUGAUCUCCCUCACCGGCUUCACCGUCCUGUCCCUCGCCCUCCUCUUCACCUCCCUGCAAGCUCAAGGAGCCAGCAACUUGGGCAGCGGCAAGGUGAAACGACAGUCGUCGCCGGAGGAGUACGUGCCGGUGCGGAGCGUGGUGUACUGGUCGCGGUCGUCGGUGGCGCUGCCGGCGGCGGCGACGGCAGAGGCGGUGGGGUACGAGCCGUUCGCCGUUUGCGAGGGGUGCCGUUGCUGCUUGCCGUCGAACGCGAGCAGCUGCGUGGACACGAGCUGCUGCUACUCCAUCGACUGCAACCUCCCCGGGAAGCCCUUCGGCACCUGCGCCUUCACGCCCCAAACCUGCGGCUGCGCCGGCACCAACAACUGCACCCAACCCUCUUGAUCCAUCCAUUCUUACCUUGCUUUCCUCAUUCCUUGUCUGACAAAAGGGCUUUCCAAUUGAAUGCAAUAUUAAUUUUCUGAUGAUGCAAUUGCAAGAGCAGUAUGAUACUUUGUUUACUAGCUCGAUCCUUUUGGGUCCGAGAUUUGCUUA